Messenger RNA from Perca flavescens (yellow perch), 798 nucleotides. RefSeq lists its product as uncharacterized. Gene Ontology annotation, biological process: DNA integration. The transcript has a single exon. NCBI's taxonomy places the organism in Eukaryota, Metazoa, Chordata, Actinopteri, Perciformes, Percidae. The record is from RefSeq and is a predicted model, not a curated record. Bases 25 to 726 code for a protein of 233 amino acids. Gene Ontology annotation, molecular function: nucleic acid binding.
GCUUCAGUGGUGGCAAAAGCUUUAAUGACUGAAAUUAUUCCCAGAUGGGGAAUACCUAGCCUUUUGUCUAGCGACAAUGGAGCUCAUUUUGUAAACUCAGCGAUAACACAGAUAAGCUUCUUUAUCGGGAUAAACAUCAAGACCCACUGCGUUUACCAUCCCCAGUCCGCAGGCUUAGUGGAACGCAUUAACGGGACGUUAAAAGCAAAACUAGCUAAAUGCUGUGCAGACACAGGCCUCCCUUGGACAAAGGCGCUUCCUUUGGUCCUAAUGUAUAUGCGAAUGCGUACACAAUCUCGUUCCAAUCUCAGUCCGUAUGAGAUUCUGUUUGCCAGGCCUCCUUAUGUAAGGACAGAAAUGCCAAAGGCGGCAAUUCCCUCAACAGCUCUAUGUGAACAUGACAUGUUGAAAUACUGCACCCAACUUUCUUCUGCUCUUUCUGACAUAAGAAAACAGGUUUCAGCAGGUCUGCCUAAACCAGCUGAGGGACCACUGCAUAAGCUCCGGCCUGGGGACUUUGUGGUGAUCAAAAGCUUCAGGAGGAAGAACUGGCAGUCCAGACGCUGGGAAGGACCCUUCCAGAUCCUCCUGGUCACUCACACAGCAGUCAAGGUCGCAGAACGAUCCACGUGGGUGCACGCAACACACUGCAAACAGGUUCCGGACCCAGGAGAGGUGCCAGGUUCGCUAACACCUGCAACAAGUGACGAGCAGGUUCCCUGCUGAGUCACCUACGAGGGAAAUUGAUUCAGAGACCAGCCUGACAGACGGCGUUCUGUGCUAUCUCUGAAAUCAAUC